GCGCGAGGAAGACGACAGUGGCGCCGUUUGACAAGCGCAACUAGUAACCGAGCCGAAGUGAGCUCCGUAUCCGUAUUCCCUUCUGUCCUUCUGCGCGAAGUGCAACGAGGUUAAAACAGCUGUUCUGCUGGAUGGUCGCGUUGACAGGGACGACGAUCAAGCGGAUGAGAGAUCUAUCAGAAAUCCAGGCACUUAAAUGAUAUCGCGAAUAUUCCGUGGGCAAACCGAGAAUGUCGCGGUCAAACGCAAACGGCAAAUCGACACUCUGAAAAUCUUUAACGACAAUGUAAUAGAGCUCAGAGAAAAUGUGGACUAUCAGGUGGAAUUUCAAGCUGGGGAAAGACGAAUGGCUAUUAUGGUUUCCCUGUCGCCAAAUUUCCCACUGGAGAAACCAGUACUUAGAGUUUCCCCACCGAUAAGUCAUCCCUGGUGCAACGAACAUAGUGAAAUUACCAGUGCACCAGGACUACUCAAUUUUUCAGUACAUAGUGAUCUCGGUCGGGUUGUCCAAGUUAUUAUCAGAGAAUUCAGCAAGAAUCCACCACAAUUUUUAGAGGAUAUUUCGCCUGGCUCUACUAAGCCUCUCUCAGAUUUGCAGGGAAGAAACUCGCCGUCUUAUUCGCUUCAGCAGUAUCCCGUCGAAAUCCCAUCGACGUCGUUCAAUUCGUAUUACAACACGCAAUAUCCGCAUCUGUCGUCCUCUAACGCGAAUACAUGCAUUUAUAAUUAUAAUUAUACAAAUUCUGGUCACACGUACGUCUCGACCUCGAAGUCAUUCGGCAGCACGUCGCAUCACUCGUAUAUUCCAAGUUCGAGCAGUAGUGCACUUCAAAAUUCUACGUCCGCGCUGUACAAUACCUCGGAUCAGCACAGCACUUACCUAAAUUCACAUUACGCGAACGCGAACUACCAACAGCCGUUGCCGAAUCAGUCGCAGGCAAAGGCGCCGCAGAGUAUAAUAUUUCCCGAAUUAAAUAAUUUAACAAACGAGGAAUUGAAGAGGCUCAGCGAGGAUGACGACAAGCUGGACGACUUUCUGGAGAAACAUUCCCAAAUUAAAGAUAUAAAUAUGGCGAUCGAAGAUACUAUGGACUGGGUUGAAAAAACUGCCGAAGCUAAUGCAGCCAAAGAACCCGAAUUGAAGCAGCUGCAAGCUGAUGUAGCGGACAAGGUGAAAACGGUGGCGGCGCUGAAGGCCAGAUACGAUCAUCUUAUACAACGAUACAACAAAUUGUCAGAGGUCUUCACGCCGGAUCACAUAAAAGAAUGUUUAAGGCAAGCAGCGGACGAAAGCCACGAAGAGAGCGAAAAAAUCGCUGAAGAUUUUCUCAACCGGAAGAUCGACGUCGAGCGCUUUCUCAGUACGUACAUUGAGUGCCGGAAGCUGGGUCAAGCUAGGCGAACUAAGGAAGAGAAACUGGCGCAUCAGUUGAACGAAUUGAAACGAGCUGGUUUCUGAGAUAAAUAAAAUAUAUAUACCCAUUUUUUUCUAUGAAUCGAACAAAAAACUGUAAAUAAGACUUAGUUAAAUUAAACGUUAUUGUGAGUUUGAAUUUAUAGCGUUCGUGAUUACCAAAUGUCUAAGGCGGCCAGAAGAUUCAACUGAGAGAAUUCGGCUGAAACAUAUUUUGCAUAAACUCGUUACGUUCAACUUUGUUUCUUAUUUAUGCUGCAUUCUGCAAUUAUUUUGAAUCGCGUAGCAUUCCACAGAAUUGAUGCAUACACCACACCCUCACACCUACACAUACACUUAUACAUAAGUGGCGCUAAAUGAAUGAAAAGUGGUUAAAAGCCAAGAGUGCUUUAAAAUUAACUUUGAUGGAAUAGAUUUAUUCCAGACAAUUUAAUGAGAUAAGACAGCAAUAUAGUGAACAGAUAAAAGAAUCAAGCGUUGAAACUCGUGUUUAACAGGUCCAAUUCAAAAUGAGUACUUACUCCAUAGUGAAAAUAACAUGGCUUUAAUUAUGUUAGUUUUGCACAAGUAACAUGUACGCGUCGCGCUUAAUUCUCUGACAGAGGUACGUUUUUUACUCUGUAAAUAUAAAUGUGCAGGGAUGUAAUUAAAAUCGAUUUUUGAAAAUUUGC
Messenger RNA from Solenopsis invicta (red fire ant), 2085 nucleotides. RefSeq names its product vacuolar protein sorting-associated protein 37A (gene Vsp37A). Gene Ontology annotation, cellular component: ESCRT I complex. Bases 197 to 1459 code for a protein of 420 amino acids. Gene Ontology annotation, biological process: protein targeting to vacuole; protein targeting to membrane; ubiquitin-dependent protein catabolic process via the multivesicular body sorting pathway. The transcript is spliced from 5 exons. Lineage: Eukaryota; Metazoa; Arthropoda; Insecta; Hymenoptera; Formicidae. The record is from RefSeq and is a predicted model, not a curated record.